Molecule: messenger RNA, 1389 nt
Organism: Magnolia sinica
Lineage: Eukaryota; Viridiplantae; Streptophyta; Magnoliopsida; Magnoliales; Magnoliaceae
Product: thioredoxin reductase NTRB-like
Exons: 2
Coding region: 25-1158 (377 amino acids)
Biological process (GO): removal of superoxide radicals
Cellular component (GO): cytoplasm
Molecular function (GO): thioredoxin-disulfide reductase (NADPH) activity
Source: RefSeq, a predicted model, not a curated record
GAAAGGAGGGACACAAGGACGGACAUGCACCGCCCUUGCUCUGGACUCAAAACCUUUCUCAAGAAAGUAGCAAACAUCGUUGGAUUCGCAACAACCUCAAGCGCGGCGUCAUCUUCGCCCUUACCUGUCUUAGCAGCUCCUGUUCAUUCCAAGCUCUCAUCUUCCGCCAUGGAUGAGCUCGAAACCCUAAAAACCCGCGUCUGCAUCAUCGGCAGCGGCCCUGCUGCUCACACCGCUGCAAUCUACACCGCUCGCGCCGAGCUCAAGCCCGUCCUUUUUGAGGGUUGGAUGGCCAACGACAUCGCCGCUGGCGGCCAGCUCACGACCACCACUGACGUCGAGAACUUCCCCGGAUUUCCCGAUGGCAUCCUCGGCUUUGAGCUCAUGGACCGCUGCCGUGCGCAGUCGGAGCGGUUCAACACCCGCAUUAUCACCGAGACGGUCACGUCCGUCGAUUUAUCCGCCCGCCCUUUCAAGGUCGUGUCGGAAUCGAAGUCCGUUGAAGCCGACUCGGUCAUCGUCGCCACCGGCGCCGUCGCCCGCCGCCUCAAGUUCACCGGCUCGGAGGAAUUCUGGAACCGUGGCAUCUCGGCGUGCGCUGUCUGUGAUGGGGCCGCCCCGAUCUUCCGGAACAAGCCACUGGCCGUGAUUGGCGGUGGGGACUCGGCAAUGGAGGAGGCCAACUUCCUGACCAAGUAUGGAUCGAAGGUGUUCAUCGUGCACCGGCGGGAUGCGUUCCGUGCGUCUAAGAUCAUGCAGAACCGGGCGCUCACGAACCCAAAGAUAGAGGUUGUGUGGAAUUCGGAGGUGGUUGAGGCUUAUGGAGAUGGUGGUAAGGGGGUUUUGGGGGGUUUGAAGGUGAAGAACGUGGUGAGUGGGGAGGUAUCGGAUCUGAAGGUGUCGGGUCUGUUCUUUGCAAUUGGGCAUGAGCCUGCAACGAAGUUUCUGAACGGGCAGCUGGAACUCGACUCUGAUGGGUAUGUUGUGACAAAACCGGGGACGACUCAAACGAGUGUGAGGGGGGUUUUUGCUGCUGGAGAUGUGCAGGAUAAAAAGUACAGGCAGGCGGUUACUGCUGCCGGCUCAGGUUGCAUGGCAGCUCUGGAUGCAGAGCAUUACCUGCAAGAGAUUGGAGCUCAGGAAGAAAAGACGGAUUGACUACUGUCUUUGGAUGGUGCAGAGGAGCCUUCAAAGAAACUGCCAAUGAAAGCAAAAGCCAAUCUAUAGUAGAAAGAAGAAGAAAGUAUCAGUAUCAAUUGGGUUGUGGUUUCUAGGAGUUUAUUUGUUUCAUAUUGAUUUCUCUCUGUUGAUUGGUUACGAAGCCGUAAUUUAUACGGAACAAAUCAUUGUUAGAAAUGAUAUUUAUCAAAGGAAUCCAUUUAGUAAUCA